AUGGCCGCCUCGUCGAGCAGCGAAGCGGGCGAUCUGGAGAAACAGCCACUGCCGGCUCACAACACAGCGUCACGCCCCCACGAGCUGGAUGAGACCAAGGACUACAGCGUCGACGACGUGAGGGCGACCAAGCAAGACGGCAGCACACGCCGAUCCUGUAGAGCGCCCAGUGGGCGUGGCCGUAGUCGGCCGUCCCAUCACAGCGGCCACAGCACCUCCUCAGGGGGCGACGGAGAGGCGGGGACCGACGAUGACGAGGUCGAGGAGGAAGAGGUCAUUGGGGAGGAACAACCGAGCGUCCUCGACAGAGUCUUGAGUCGAGUCACGUCCAGGUCUAGCUACGACCCCAGCCCCCCUCCUGACGGGGGCUGGCUGGCGUGGACUCAGUGUCUCGUCGGGCACAUUGUCAUCUUCAACACCUGGGGCUGGGUCAACUCGUUUGGGACGUUCCAGACGUACUACACGGAGCUGCUCCAGCGGCCGCCGAGCGACGUGUCGUGGAUCGGGUCGCUCAACGUCUUCCUCCUCUUCUUCGUCGGCACGCUGACGGGCCGGCUGGUGGACGCGGGCUACUUCCGGCUCGUCUUCCUGACGGGCACGGGGCUCCUCGCCGUGGGCAUCUUCACCGUCUCGGCGUGCACCACGUACUGGCAGUUCCUGCUGGCGCAGGGCCUCUGCCUGGGCAUCGCGCACGGCUGCCUCUUCUGCCCGACGCUGGCGGUCCUGUCGACCUACUUCCUGCGCCGGCGGGCCCUCGCGCUGGGCGUGGCGGCGUGCGGGAGCGCCACGGGCGGGCUCGUCUUCCCCAGCAUGGUGCGCCAGCUGCUGCCGCAGGUCGGCUUCGCGUGGACGGUGCGGGCGAUUGGGUUCGUGCAGCUGGCCACCAUGGCCCUGGCCAACCUGCUCGCGCGCCCGCGCAUCAAGCCGCGGCGGGCAGGGCCGCUGGUGGAGUGGUCGGCGUUUGGGGAGCUCGAGUACAGCUUUUACGCGGCGGGCGCCUUUUUUAACUUUUGGGGCGUCUACUUUGCCUUCUUCUACGUGGCCGCCUUCUCGCGCGAGGCCCUGCGGCCGCCCAUGUCGUACCCAGAGUCGCUCAACCUGCUGCUGCUGCUCAACGGCAUCGGCAUCGUCGGCCGGCUGGUGCCCAACUACGUGGCGGACCACGUCGGGGCGGUCAACGUCUUCAUCCCGACGUCGGUGGUGGCGUCGGCCCUCGUCUUCUGCUGGGUCGCCAUCCACACGCCCGCGGGCAUGUACGCCUGGGUCGUCCUGUACGGCAUCGCCGCCGCCGGCAUCCAGAGCCUGUUCCCCGCCGCCCUGUCCUUCUUGACGGCCGACCUGCGCAAGCUCGGCGUCCGCAUGGGUAUGGUCUUCACCAUUGUCAGCUUCGCCGUCCUCACCGGCCCGCCCAUCGCCGGCGCCAUCAUCGCCGGGCCCGACGGCUACACGGGGGCCAGGGCCUUUGCGGGGAGCUCCAUCGCCGUGGGCUGCGGCUUCCUGGUCGCGGCCAAGCUGACCAAGAUGCGCAAGACGGGCCAGGGCUGGACGGGGAGGAUAUAA
Molecule: messenger RNA, 1560 nt
Organism: Purpureocillium takamizusanense
Lineage: Eukaryota; Fungi; Ascomycota; Sordariomycetes; Hypocreales; Ophiocordycipitaceae
Exons: 4
Coding region: 1-1560 (519 amino acids)
Biological process (GO): transmembrane transport
Cellular component (GO): fungal-type vacuole membrane
Molecular function (GO): transmembrane transporter activity
Source: RefSeq, a predicted model, not a curated record